Messenger RNA from Acaulospora colombiana, 649 nucleotides. The record is from the annotation of a GenBank genome assembly. NCBI's taxonomy places the organism in Eukaryota, Fungi, Glomeromycota, Glomeromycetes, Diversisporales, Acaulosporaceae.
GUGGUGGGAGGCGCGCCGCGCCAUUAAAAAGGGCAAUAGUGAGAAUGGCGACAACGACGACGACAGUGACGACUAUUUGGCGGUGAUGACAAAAAAGGGCAAGGCGCUGAUGGCGGGAGAUGAUGGUGACAAUGUUGAACAUGGAUACACGAUGCUGUUGAGAGCGCUGGCAGAGCUCGAGCACAAGAUCCAACAGACAAAUGCCCAGGAGGCAGAGAUUGAUGCUCAACUCAACGACAAGCGGAAUCCUUCUGCCGAACUAGAACAAGUCUUUAGGAUUGCGGUCGCCAUGGAGGAGGAAGAAAUGAAAAAUAUCCACGGUCAACCAUUGCUGCUCGACUGGCACUGGAACGAGUACAAUGAGAACCGUCUAGUCCCUCAAGGACUCACCGUUCAAGAAAAGAUUUCGCACGUAUGUCAAUCGUGGAGAAAAGUGAGCUUGGCGAUACCGACAUUUUGGCAACGUAUCACCCUUGCGCUUUACGUUAAAGACGAGAGCGAAAUAAUCCCCAAACUCGAUUAUAAAAUCCUCUCUAGGAUGGUCGAAUGGGCCAAAAGAACCAAACGCACGCCAUUGGACAUUACCAUCUUUUCUUGGAGGACACCACUGUUGGAUGUUUGGAAGCUGUUCGAGUCCAUGGCGGCUCGC